This is a messenger RNA of Vigna radiata var. radiata (mung bean), 865 nucleotides long. RefSeq lists its product as uncharacterized. NCBI's taxonomy places the organism in Eukaryota, Viridiplantae, Streptophyta, Magnoliopsida, Fabales, Fabaceae. The record is from RefSeq and is a predicted model, not a curated record.
AUUACAAGUUCACUUUGGGAGGCAAUGCAUACAACACAACAGAGUUUGGAAGAGGUCAAGAUAGCCAAGUCACUUCCCUGGAUAUGUUUCUUGUCUGGUUUAAGCCAUGCAAUUGAUGUAAACACUAGACUAAAACAUGUUUGUGUCGACAGUGAAGAGGCUGAGGGUGUUGAAAAGUUCUGAUCUUCCUGCAUUUACACUAGUAAGCAAGACUAGUCACACUGCUUGAUUUGGCAAUGAAGAAAGAAGCAGUUUGGAGCAUUCUUCCAUUUUGAAACUGGAAGACUAAAGAAUGAGCAACGGAUUAAGACAGAUGGAUGAAGAAGACUUAGCUCUGCGCCUACUAGAAAUUAGAGGGACAAGCGUCAUGGGUGAGGUAGCUGAAAUGAUCUGCCAAAGUAGAUAAUAACCGACGAGAACUUGGGAAGGAGCAUGAUGCAUAUGUGACGGUAAUACCAAUACCUAACGAAUUUUAUACUCAUUUCAGGGGAAAUGGAACUUCAUUUCAUUUGCUAGUUGCUACCAUUUAUGUACAUAGCAAUGUAAAUUUCAUAAUUUUGUAUUAUCCCAUUGAAUUUAGAGUAGUUACGUUUAGGCUAGCAGUAUGAACCUUUGAUCAUAAAAUGUAUUACAGCAAAUAUUGUCUUAAUGUCUACUUGUAACUAGAGCUGUCAAAGAGGCCCUAUUAUAGGCCCUGGCCCUAGUCCAUGUGGGUUGGGGCCAAAAAAGCCCACAGGGCCAAAAAUGUCCCUUAUUAAAAGAGCCCCCAGGGCUAAAAAGCCCCAAAGCCCUGUGGGUCAGGGCCAGCCCAUGGACUUUCUGUUUUACAAAAAAAAUUAAAUAUCCAACAAUAAAUUGCAUUUUU